Molecule: messenger RNA, 383 nt
Organism: Symbiodinium pilosum
Lineage: Eukaryota; Dinophyceae; Suessiales; Symbiodiniaceae
Source: the annotation of a GenBank genome assembly
GCAUUUACGAUGGCUGCAACAAGACAGCUCCCAACAUCAAUCAUGCCGUGGUACUGGACGGAUAUGGGAUCGAGAAUGGGACGAAGUACUGGCUGAUCAGGAACUCGUGGGGAGACACCUUUGGCGAACACGGUUACAUACGAUUGCGCCGAUAUGACAAUGAGCCCUGUGGUGACGAUCCAAACCCACUCGAAGGCUUUGGAUGCAAGGCUGGUGGACCAGAAAAAAUCAGGGCCUGUGGUGAAUGUGGGGUGCUAUCAGACUCGUCAUACCCGUUGGGCGCAAGCCUCGGGCCGAAGAAGGCCUCGUCUCAAGGACAUGGAGAUUCUCGGCGGCUGAGCCCAAAAGAGGAUCUUGCAUCGCCUGUAAGCCGCUACGUGUGA